Messenger RNA from Drosophila yakuba, 2322 nucleotides. Its product is annotated as zinc finger protein 260. The transcript has 2 exons. Gene Ontology annotation, cellular component: nucleus. Gene Ontology annotation, biological process: negative regulation of transcription by RNA polymerase II; regulation of cytokine production; regulation of immune system process. The record is from RefSeq and is a predicted model, not a curated record. Gene Ontology annotation, molecular function: zinc ion binding. NCBI's taxonomy places the organism in Eukaryota, Metazoa, Arthropoda, Insecta, Diptera, Drosophilidae. The coding region runs from base 298 to 1557 and encodes 419 amino acids.
CCUGGAUACUGGGAGACCUGUGAUUGUUCGGCAUGAACAAUUAGCAAUAAUGUUUUAGCCCUAAUAGAUCGGCCAAAGUCUUUAACUAUAGUUAGUUCUACCUGAGUAUAACACAUUAUGCAUUGACCUGCAUGGAUCGGCAUAAAAUCUGAAGAUAAUUUGGGAGCUAUCCGCGCAGCUGUUGGAAAGCCCUUUUUUGAGGAUACCUGCUCUAGGUAUAUGCUGUGUUGCCCAUUUCCACCGCCCAACGACGUAUGGACAUGUUUAUAAGGCCUACAUCUUACCUAUUCACAUCAGAUGGAGCACAGCUCUUGUCAAAGCCACUUCUCACAGAUUGCUAAUUGCUGCCAAUAUUUGAAGUACACACCCUCAGUGAACGAGAUCGAAAAUAAGAUUAGAUCGAUGGAAUCGUCUGUAUGCCGCGUUUGCCUAGUUAGUUGCGAUGAUAUGGUCAAUGUUUUCGAUGCGUCUCAUGAACCUGGCUUAUCCAUUGCGAAUCUGAUAUCAAAGUGCACUGGCUUUCAAGUUGAGAAGGACGAUCACCUACCCAACACCAUAUGCAAGUCCUGCCUGGAGGAUGCGAAGAACGCAUUCGACAUCAUAGAAUCGUACGAGAGAAGUCAUCAGUUCUAUUGCUUCUUUAAGGAUGUACGCGAGGAGGAAAGCGAAAAUAAGGGAUCCUGUUUUUCCGAAGAAGUGGAAUCAGCUGGAGAGGAAUACCAGGAAGAAAAGAGGACUGAAGAAUGUGUGGAUUCCAGGGAUAAUAAUGUCGAAGCCGACGACGACGAUUCCGGUAAUGAACCUGAUAUUAUUAAAAGCAAUGGCAAGGCGAAGGAUGCAGCCGGUUUUAGCUGUUCCCACUGUCCGAAGUCUUUUCGAACGAAAGGCGGUCUGAAGACACACUUUCGUUUACACACAGGAGAACGUCCCUUCAAGUGCUCCCUCUGCCCCAAGUCCUUUGCCUACAAAUGUGUUCGGCAGAGGCACAUGCUUACUCACACAGGAGAACGACCCUUCAAGUGUUCCCGUUGCCCAAAGGCAUUUUCAAUUUGUCAGAAUCUCAAGGUACACAUGCAGAUACACGAAAGAGAAGAAUCGUUAAAGAGCUCAGACUGCCAAAAAGGCAUUUUAAAUUCUACCAUUCCUAAGCGACUGUUUGCCACGCUCAUCGAUAACAGUAAGUUCCAGUGUUCCCAGUGCUCGAAGGCCUUUCCAGACGAACAUGAACUUAAGAUCCACAUGCGAGAUCACCCAGAACGCCCCUUUAAGUGUUUCCAUUGCCCAAGGGACUUUGUGCUUGAUGCACAUCGUAAGCGACACAUGGUAACCCACAAUGGAGGAUAUCAAGCCCUCAAAACGUGUGGCCGCAAAACACUUCUUCGAACACAGCAGCUAGUCGUCACAAAGCCAUCUAUGUGUGCUGUGUGUUCAAAAAUGUUCAUUGACGAUUUGGCUCUUUCCGCUCACUUGGAAACCCACACUGAAAGAAAAGCCUUCAAGAGUGCCCAUUGCUCUAAGGCUUUUGCACAUCUCCAAGUUCGAAGUCGACACAUAUGAACACACAAGCACCUUAACCUCCGACCUCAAAUAGGAGCAUGCCCAUUAAAGUGUUUCCACUGCUCAAAACACAUGCUGUCGCACACAGACGAAAGGGUCGUAUAAGUGUCCCGAUUGUCUAAAGACUAAAAGACGUCGCUUUGUACCUUAAAACAACACUUGUUAACCAACACUGGAGAGGACGGGUAAUUUUCGAAUGCGCGCAGGCUUUCGACUUGAGCAUCAUCUGGAUCGCCAUAUUUCAGCGCAACCGGAGGAAUACUGAAUUUAGAAUUUACUUCUAAACCAAAUUUAAUUGCGGUUUUGGUUUGGGAAGGACAUUGUUCUUUUUAGUUUGUGCACGCAAAGUAAAUGAAUCCUGCGAAGUACAUGACACUUACACGAACACACGUAUAUCUGCUGUAAUUAUCCGAUCCUGCAAUCGAAGAGUAUUGCAACUAAUAGGAUUUGAUGUUCGCCUAUCGAUGAAAAUUGGACACAAUUGGAGGCAGCUGAUACGAUAAAAAAAAGAAAGGAAGAUAAUUUUGGCAAGCCAAAGCUUACACAUGCUAGCAGUAAUUAUACAUUAAAAUAGGGUUUUAGCGAAUAAGAAUAAGAAUAAUUAGAAAGUAAUUUUGCGAAUGUUCCUAUGGCAGCUAUGUAAUACAAUCGUCCUAUUUCGGAUGAAUUACAUUUAAAAACUUUUGAUAACUAAGAUUUUGUUUUUUCCAUAUAAGUAUUGUAUUAUGUAUAAAUAAAAGCAUUAAUACUUCUUUUGGCUCUCAA